AUGAAGAAGACAGUUCUGAUUACCGGAUGCAGCGCUGGUGGCCUUGGCUAUGCUUUGGCUGAAGAGUUUCACAAACUUGGCUAUCACGUCAUCGCCACAGCCCGAGACACGACAAAGAUUGGCCCCCUGGCAAACAAACACGACGUCGACGUCUUCCCUCUCGACGUCACAUUGCCUGAAUCCAUCUCGGAUUUACAUGCUAAGAUGCAAGCCAAGGGAAUCAGACUAGAUAUUCUUGUCAAUAAUGCUGGUUGCGCCACUUUCAACCCCUUAGUGCACGCGGAUAUCGGUAAUGCCAAAGCUUUUUCGAAAGCCGCCAUGACUUUUAUCUCCGAGACGCUCAAGAUUGAGCUCGAACCUCUGGGAGUCCGUGUAGUGACAGCCAUGGUUGGUGCUAUCAAUACCGAAAUAUACGAUGGCUGCGAUGUCGCACUACCAAAUGACUCGUGGUAUAAACCGAUCGAGAGCAUAAUUCAAAGGCAAGCAAGGGGAGAAAUGCAACUGCCCAACAACGAGGCAGUAGAAGUCACAGCAGCGUCUAUCAAACAGAGGCUUAUCUGCACUUCGAAAGGCACAUAG
Molecule: messenger RNA, 579 nt
Organism: Fusarium tjaetaba
Lineage: Eukaryota; Fungi; Ascomycota; Sordariomycetes; Hypocreales; Nectriaceae
Product: 1-acyldihydroxyacetone-phosphate reductase
Exons: 3
Coding region: 1-579 (192 amino acids)
Biological process (GO): triglyceride catabolic process; phosphatidic acid biosynthetic process
Cellular component (GO): lipid droplet; endoplasmic reticulum
Molecular function (GO): acylglycerone-phosphate reductase (NADP+) activity; triacylglycerol lipase activity
Source: RefSeq, a predicted model, not a curated record